Molecule: messenger RNA, 2517 nt
Organism: Esox lucius (northern pike)
Lineage: Eukaryota; Metazoa; Chordata; Actinopteri; Esociformes; Esocidae
Product: CMP-N-acetylneuraminate-beta-1,4-galactoside alpha-2,3-sialyltransferase
Exons: 11
Coding region: 235-1329 (364 amino acids)
Molecular function (GO): sialyltransferase activity
Source: RefSeq, a predicted model, not a curated record
CCCAUCCCCGGUCUCCCCUACAGUAGUCCGCUGAUUUCUGAGAAUGGCUCCGAACACAUCCACUCGCAAGAGGAUAUUCAUUUUGAGUUACAGGAUAUGAAUACGAUAGCUAGAAUAGCUUCAUCAGUAAUGUGCUUUAGCUAACGUUAGCUAUCUAAACUACGCGUGCAUCCACGUCGGGGACACAUUAUCAAUGUAAAGCAUUAUGGAGGAGGCCAUGUACAGUAGGAGGUGAUGAGAGUCAGAAAGACCCGUCAACUGCUCCUGGUGCUCUGUCCCUUUUUGGUGCUGUUCUUUCUUUACUACUCAAUUGGGAAACUCCACCUAUGGGGAUGGGGACAAGAACCAUUGUAUGACAAACAGGGAUUCUUGCUGAAUCUGGAUGGUAAUCUGCCUUUGGAGCUGAUGUACAAGUAUGGCAAUCUCAGCAAGGGAGUCUGCAAGCCAAGCUAUGCCGCUGCAAAGAUGUCCGCCAUCUAUCCAAAGUUCACUAAACCAGCCCCCAUGUUCCUCGAUAUGAAUUAUAGAAGAUUCUCCAAGAUCAGUAACUUCUUCCCACCUUUUGGAACAAGAAUGCAAGAAAGGAUCCUGGAUGUUAUUCUGAAGACCACAAAGAGCUAUGGGCUUGGAGAGGAGCUUGACUGCCUGAGUUGUAAGAAGUGUAUCAUUGUGGGAAAUGGUGGUAUUCUGACCAACAGAUCUAUGGGUGCGAGGAUUGACGAGUACGAUGUGAUUGUAAGGUUGAACGAGGCCCCAGUGAGAGGUUAUGAGAAGGAUGUGGGCAGCCGGACCACCAUGCGUAUCACCUACCCAGAGGGAGCCAUUCAAAAGGCUGAACUCUACGAGAAGGACUCGCUGUUUGUCCUCUCUGCAUUCAAACCUUCAGAUUUCCAGUGGCUGCGGUCCAUGCUCUUUAAAAGGAGGCUGCAUAACCCAGAAGGUUUCUGGAAGUCUGUGGCGCGUCAUGUUCCCAGGGAGCCCAGUGACAUGAGAAUCCUGAACCCUUACUUCAUACAGGAAGCUUCCUUCAGGUUGAUCGGCCUGCCUCACAACAACGGACAGAUGGGGAGAGGGAAUAUUCCAACACUGGGGACGGUUGCCAUAACAAUGGCCCUUCAUAACUGUGAUGAGGUAGCCGUGGCCGGGUUUGGCUAUGACAUGACAGCGCCCCACGCCCCCCUACACUACUAUGAGAAGAUCAGAAUGGCGGCCAUUAAAGAGUCCUGGACUCAUAACAUUUGUAAAGAGAAGGAGUUCCUGAUAAAGCUGGUUAAGGCGGGUGUUAUACAGGACUUGACCAAUGGGAUUUGUGGCUCAGGCUGCUGGUGACAACGUCCAAUCCCCAUUCCUGGAGAUAGAGGAGAAACCGAAGCCGGAGUGCGAUCCAGCUCUCAUAUGAUCUUCAGGACAGAAGGCUGGUAGCAGCUUUUGAUGGCAUCUCACUCUGACGUAGGACAACAACGGUAGAUGGAAUUUUUGACUGGACUGCAGUGGAGAAACCUAGAGCUACAACACGCAAGAAGGAUAUAGACCUGAGAAUUACACACUGUUGUGUUUGAACAGUUCAACAGUAUUGUGGAAUGAGGGGCUAAGACUCUGAGGAGUAGGAAUACGUUGAUAGAACUACUAGCAUAUACAGUACUACACAUGAAUGUAUUCAAUCAUUACAUACAGUAUACAUCGCUGGAACUGUUCUUGGGCUGUUAUUAAUGUCUUUAUUUGUUUUUAUCUCUGUCAUGGCUACCUCUCUAUUUGGCCUUUGUCUGAUAGGAUGGCUUACACACACAUUAUGGCUCAUGUCUCCACACCUUCCUUCGCCCUUUUAAGAUGUUUUAAAUGAUUUACUUGAAUGAUUACUUUGUUCUCCUACUUGUUCUGAGUCAGAAGACGAGGAAUGACUGACCGCCUCAAUAGAGAAACACCUAUUUUUUUCAGUUAACUACUGAGGCCUCCCUUUCUGCUUUUGUUUUACUGCUCUCUGUGAGAGAAACACAGGGCUUUGAGUCAUCACGGUCUAAACUUUCAUAGAUUCCAUUCACAAUGUUACACUGGUCUUAGUGCAGAUAUAAUUGUCCAAAAUUACUCCCUAUUGCCCAUAGUGCAGUACAUUACUAUAGAGCAGGGCCUAUGGGCCUCUGGUCAAAAAUAAUAAAAAAAGAAUUCACUAAAUAGGGAAUUGAUCAUCUUUUGGGAUACAUAGAUAUUUUAUCUACAUCUUCAGAGGCCCACAAACCUUAACGUUUCCACUUUGCACUAUUCAUUGUUUAUUUUAAAGAUUUUAGCUUAGUCACUUCUAAAUGUUAUUUCCUUUGUUCAUUUUUGCCAAAAUGAAUAGUAUUUUACUAUGGAAUUAUAUAUGGUGUCUUAAGACAAUAUAUUGUUGAACGCAGAAAAGUUAUUAUAUUCCCACAUACACAAGCCAAAGCAAUUAUGUUAAUUUGAAUUAUUUUCUAUUGGUCAUACACUGUCAUCACUCUUCAUGUAUCAAAGAUGAUUCGACCAAUUAAAUAAAAAUAA